Molecule: messenger RNA, 255 nt
Organism: Amorphotheca resinae ATCC 22711
Lineage: Eukaryota; Fungi; Ascomycota; Leotiomycetes; Helotiales; Amorphothecaceae
Exons: 2
Coding region: 1-255 (84 amino acids)
Cellular component (GO): intracellular membrane-bounded organelle; membrane
Molecular function (GO): heme binding
Source: RefSeq, a predicted model, not a curated record
AUGUCCAAAACAUUCACCCCCGCCGACGUCGCGACACACAAAGAUGCGUCUUCGGGUCUCUACAUCAUAAUCGACGAUGGAGUUUACGAUGUCACAAAUUUCGUCGAUGAACAUCCCGGCGGAGCGAAGAUCUUGAAACGCGUUGCGGGCAAGGAUGCUACGAAACAGUUUUGGAAAUAUCAUAAUGAGGGCGUGUUGAAGAAGUAUGGGGGGAAAUUGAGGGUGGGGAGUGUUGCUGAGAAGGCGAAGCUGUGA